Soboliphyme baturini is the source of this 486-nucleotide messenger RNA. Lineage: Eukaryota; Metazoa; Nematoda; Enoplea; Dioctophymatida; Soboliphymatidae. The record is from the annotation of a GenBank genome assembly.
AUGCAGUUAAUCUACGAUGUAUCGCACAAUAUUGCGAAGAUCGAGCAACACAUGGUCGACGGAAAAGAACGCACCCUGUGCGUUCACCGGAAAGGCUCCACUCGGGCGUUUCCGCCGCAUCACCCCUUGAUACCGGUCGAUUAUCAGUUCACUGGGCAGCCGGUUUUGAUUGGCGGUACGAUGGGAACAUGCAGCUACGUACUAACCGGUACCGAUCAAGGCAUGCAAGAAACGUUUGGGACUACGUGUCACGGCGCGGGUCGCUCAAUGUCGAGAGCAAAGUCGCGAAGGAAUUUGGAUUUCCAGGAUGUUCUGGACGCCCUGGCCGCGCAAGGCAUAUCGAUUCGGGUUGCUUCACCGAAACUUGUCAUGGAAGAAGCUCCGGAGUCGUACAAAAACGUUACCGACGUUGUGAACACUUGCCACGAAGCAGGCAUCAGCAAAAAGUGCAUCAAGCUCAGGCCCAUAGCCGUUAUUAAAGGAUAG